This is a messenger RNA of Cotesia glomerata, 1273 nucleotides long. Its product is annotated as phosducin-like protein. The transcript is spliced from 3 exons. The record is from RefSeq and is a predicted model, not a curated record. The coding region runs from base 273 to 1124 and encodes 283 amino acids. Gene Ontology annotation, biological process: regulation of G protein-coupled receptor signaling pathway. NCBI's taxonomy places the organism in Eukaryota, Metazoa, Arthropoda, Insecta, Hymenoptera, Braconidae.
AUGAUUGAAUAAAAACAUAUAAAUACAAUACUCACAUUCCAAUAUAAUAAAUAAAAAUUUAAAUAUCGUUUUUCAACUAAGUUUUAAUCGUUAAUUUACUUUAAUAGAGUCUACUAUUAAAGUAUUCAAAUAGUAUGAAUUCUCAAUAGCUAUAAGCCGUAAUUAACCUAUAAUUCAAAGUACUUUUCGCAUAAACAAAUAAUUUAUACUGCCGUGCUUAGGAAAAGGACAGUAUCGUGUCAUAAUAAUCUAAUUUAUAGAUAGAAUAAAAAAUGGCUACAUUAGAGGAUAAAAUAUUGGGUGAAAAAUUGGAAUAUUACUGCAGUUCAAGUGACGACGAAGAAAAAGAUUCUGGAGAUUCAGAUUCUGAGGAAUCAAAAUCAGAAUUGAAAGGAAGUGUUCAGUCAGAGGAAAUUCCUUCUUCGAGUUAUGAUGAGUGGAAUGGUACUUCCAGUAACACUGGCCCUAAAGGUGUUUUAAAGGAUUGGCAAAGAUUUAAACAAUUGGAGUCGGAAAAAAGAGCCGACCAAGAACGAGAACGUUUGCAAUUAAUUAAAAAAUUAAGUAUUACUUGUAGAAGUGUAUUGGACGAUGAAAAAGAAAAUCUUAGUGAAACAGACCCAGAAUUAGCGGAAUUGCUUGAAGAUGAUUUUUUACUUGAAUAUCAAAAACAAAGAAUGAAAGAAAUGCUAGUGAAAGCAAAUAAAUUUCAAUUUGGUACUUUAAUUAAUUUAAGUAGUGCCGAUGAAUUUUUAGAGGCUAUUGAUAAAGAAGACAAGUCUGUGACUGUUAUUGUACAUAUUUACGAGAAAAACAUUCCUGCGUGUGAAGCUAUGAAUGGGAGUUUAAUAAAUUUGGCUCAAGAAUAUACAAACAUAAAAUUUUGUAAAAUUCUUGGUUUGACAGCUGGCUUAAGUAAGCAUUUUAAAAAACGAGGGGUUCCAGCUCUUCUUGUUUAUAAAAAUGGCCAAGUAAUUGGUAAUUUUGUCAAUGUAUCUGACACAUUAGGAACUGACUUUUAUGCUUCAGAUGUUGAAAACUUUUUGCUUGAAAAUGGAAUCAUCGUAGAUAAAAAUAAUAUAUCAAAAAUAAUUGCUGAUUCAAUUAAUGAUGACAGUGAAUAACUGGUGAAUGACUUAAUUUUAAAAAUCUUUAUUGAUCUCGAUAAAAAAAUAUAAAUAGACUUUUUUACUUAAAUAAAUUGAACUGAAUAUGUUACAUUAUAUGAUACAUUUAAAUUUUAGAGACUUUUUAAUAAACGCUCUUCUUUCUC